Chara braunii is the source of this 1165-nucleotide messenger RNA. Lineage: Eukaryota; Viridiplantae; Streptophyta; Charophyceae; Charales; Characeae. The record is from the annotation of a GenBank genome assembly.
GCAAGGCCCGCCCGCCAGGCACCGCACAAACCUCGCAGUUGCCGCUUCGAGCGACCAUAGCCGCGCGACUUGAGCGUUCACGGCCCCAACUUUCACCAGCUGAAGUGGGUAGCCCCACAUGGGAUUUGGAGGACGCAAUAACGCCAGCGUACUGAAGACCACGACGUGGACGGGAGAUUUUGCCACGACAGCGACAAGGUCAAUGGGGUCAACACGGUCAACGAUGCCGAUGGACACGACUGAGGCUUUACUUCAGGGCAUCGCCCAGUGGCUUUCGCUUCUUCAGAUGAGUCAUGACCUUCACCGACAGAAAGUGGAUGAGAUGAGGCGGGUGGCUGAUGGGGGGAACACAAUGCCAUAUCUCACACACCAGAGCAUGAUGCAGAGCCUUGUGCACAUUAUUACGAAGCUGGAGGAGGGGCCAACUUCUUAUUUGGCAAGGUUUAUUGACCAGCAACAUGCGACAACUUUGAUGCGACACUGCUACACAGUCUUUGAGGAGGGGCAACCACUAUGCGCCGUGUCCAUGGACCACUGGUAUGAUCAGUUAGAUCUGGAGGAAGAGGAUGAUUCGCCAUCAUCACCCGCAACACCUACACAAGUGGCAGGAUGUCCAUGCAUCGGCAUCAACAGAAACAACAACAACAACAAUAACAACAACAACAUCAACAAUAAUGACAACAACGGCAAUAUCGUUGCUGCUGCUGCCGGUCCCUUUCAUGGCGAUUCUGACGACAACGGCAAUAUCAUUGCUGCUGCAGCCGGUCGCUUUGAUGGCGAUUCUGGCGAGAUUGGCAGCAUCAUCAAUCAUGACAACACCAACAACAACAACACCGACAGCGUUGUUGUCGAUGUGAUCUCACGGUCGUGUGUUGAUGAAAGAGGCAGCAACAACAACAACAACAAUAACGAUGACAACAACAAGAACAACAACAACGUCAACAACAACAUCAACGCUAUCGCAGAGGCCGCCAGUUUUGGUAACGAGGAUUUUGACACUGGCGAGAUCGGCGGUACCAUCAGCUACAACAACAACAACAAUACUGAUGACGACAACGACAAUAAUAAGAGCAAUUACAAGACAAGGGUAAUUCAUUGAUGAAUUAGUAAUUACUAAUUCAUCUUUUAUUUUCAUACUACUUGCUAAUUACAGCAACGACCGAAU